Molecule: messenger RNA, 6907 nt
Organism: Paramisgurnus dabryanus
Lineage: Eukaryota; Metazoa; Chordata; Actinopteri; Cypriniformes; Cobitidae
Gene: myt1b
Product: myelin transcription factor 1b
Biological process (GO): regulation of transcription by RNA polymerase II
Cellular component (GO): nucleus
Molecular function (GO): DNA-binding transcription factor activity, RNA polymerase II-specific; zinc ion binding; RNA polymerase II cis-regulatory region sequence-specific DNA binding
Source: RefSeq, a predicted model, not a curated record
GGCAAAUGAAGCCAUGUUUUUGCUUACAAACAAGUAGCGUUCAUACCGCCCCGUUCUGGAUCCUCGCUCGUCCGUAUAGCAGCGCCAGAGAAGAGCCGAGCCUCUUUCCAGCUGUCAGUCAAUCUUUCGGGAUACUAGUAGAGAGUUUAGUUUUCUUUCUGAAAAAUCCAUAAAUGGGAUAUUGUGCCCCAAAGUGUGUCACAGCGUACUGAAUAUACGACGAGGACGAGGAAAGCAUCCGUCUUAGUAGGAAGCUUUCGGGAUUAUUCUUUUUCACUCAGAAAAUGAGUACCGGGGGAAACUCCUGAACCAGCGCUGGACGCGUGGAGACAAGAUCAGCCACUGCCGGCCCUCUCUCAGACUGCAGAGCCGACCAAUCAAAAUGAGUUUGGAUACUGACGACAAGCGCACUCGCACGCGGUCCAAAGCAGGAAAAGUUCCCUCUGAGAUCACAGGACAGGAUCUGAGCUGCCCCACGCCAGGAUGCAAUGGCUCGGGCCAUAUCAGUGGCAAAUAUGCCCGACACAGAAGUGCUCUAAGCUGCCCGUUGGCCAGAAAAAGGCGGCUAGAGGAGGCGGAGUCUGAGCAGCCCGCCUCCAAGAGGAAGUCCCACCCACUGAAGCUGGCGAUGGAUGAAGGCUUCAACGCAGAGAGUGAUGGUAGUGGAGACGAGACAGAAGUGAGGGAGGAAGAGGAGGCAGAUACAGAAGGACCACAGCAGAGGAAUGGUGAUGAGGAGUGUGAGGAGGAGGAGGAGCAAAUAAAUAGGAACUCAGAGAGCACCAAUACAGAGGAAGAGGAGGGUGAUGAAGAGUGUAUCAUCAUUGAAUCAUCCAGCUCAGAGAAGCCCAAACCCACAGAUCUCUCCAACUAUCAGCACAUAGUGGCCAACUCAAUGGCUAACCUCAACAACCAUAACAACCACACCAUGUCCCCCCAGCACCAACAACCCAGCACCUUGGAACCAGAAGAUUGCAUCCCUUUUAAGGAGUCAGAAGAGGAAGAAGAAAAAACAAGAAAUGGCAAAGAAGAGACAGAACACCAACUAGGAGUUCUGGCAUCUGAGAAAAAUGAAAUGAUGGAGAGUUCGGAUGAGACUGAAGAUGAAGAAGAGGAGAUGCAUAUUGAAGACCAGAGUCAGAAAGAGUCAGACCACCAGUAUUUUAAUGAAGACACACAGAGAGAAGAGGAUGAAGAGGAUGAUGAUGAGGAUGAAGGACUGGGCUCCGAGUUGCACAAAGAAGAGGUACACAAGAGGGAAUAUGUUGAUGUUAAGUCAGAAGAGGGAGGAGAAAGAGACUCCGCCCCCUCGGUUAUCACUGCGCCUCAGGGAUCCCGUUUAAGGGAAGAUGUUUCCCACAAACUUACAAUGCCAGAAAACUACACAGUAUAUGAAGUGCAGUCCGGAGAGUCGGACAGGGAUGCAGAUAUGGAUGGGAACGACGAAGACGGGGACGACGACAGCUUGUCUCAGCGGUCAACGGUGGCAGACGAGUCGGAGAUGUUCGACAUAAUGCGGGGGAAUCUGGGCUUGCUGGAGCAGGCCAUUGCUUUGAAGGCCCAGCAGGUCAAAGCUCACCGCGAACUCAGUCGCAUUCCCGAACACCAUCGUUUCUUUGCUCUGGAUGACCAGCCCAACAAACACAUGGAGCAUCUUCGCAAGAGCUGCUUUGGAAAAGAGAGUUCUAGAUCAGAGAAGCGCGAGAUCAAAUGCCCAACCCCUGGGUGUGAUGGAACGGGUCACGUGACUGGACUUUAUCCACAUCACCGCAGUCUGUCGGGCUGCCCACACAAAGAUCGGAUCCCACCAGAGAUCUUGGCCAUGCACGAAAAUGUCUUGAAGUGCCCAACGCCAGGCUGCACUGGCCAGGGACAUGUCAACAGCAACCGCAACACACAUCGCAGUUUGUCAGGGUGUCCCAUCGCUGCUGCCGAAAAGCUCUCCAAAGGCCACGACAAGCAGCACUUACCCCAGCCCAUGGGUGAGCACAUGAAAGGCAGUCCCAACUCUGACCGCGUUCUCAGGCCCAUGUGUUUUGUGAAGCAGUUAGAGAUUCCUCCGCACAGCAGCUACAGGCCCAGCCUCGUCCCCGCCACGCCACGCGCUAAUCUGGCCAAGGAGCUGGAGAAGUACUCCAAGGUGUCCUUCGAUUAUGCAAGCUUCGACGUGCAGGUGUUCGGCAAGCGCAUGCUCGCCCCAAAGAUGCACACCAGCGAAACUUCACCCAAAGCCUUCAAAUCCAAACCUCUGUUUCCCAGAGCAUCCCCUCCAAGUCCAAGCAUCCACGCUGGUUAUGGCAAGAGCUCCUCCAGCGGUUACGAUUAUUCCCACGACGCCGAAGCCGCCCACAUGGCUGCCACUGCCAUUCUCAACCUGUCCACACGCUGCUGGGAGAGACCGGAAAACCUCAGCGUCAGACACCAAGAUAAGAGUAUGGAAAUAGAAGUUGAUGAGAAUGGCACUCUGGACUUGAGCAUGAAAAAGCCCAUUAAGAGAGAGGUGGGCGUGUCUUGCACCAGUCCUGAAAUACGCUCCCCCGAUCUGUCUUCAUCAUCGUCGUCCUCAUCUCUUCACCAUGGCAACAGCAGCAUCUCUCCCCACUCCUUACACGCCUACAAACAGGAAGAGUGGGAGGGGCCUCUGGACUACACCAAACCCAAUCGACAGAGAGAGGAGGAGCUAGAAGAGAUGGACCACAGCGCUCAGUCAUUCGCCUCAUCCGACCCUGAGGACUGCGACAUGAUGCAGGACGUCCUCGAAGACAGAAAGUACCCCGGCGAGGUCACGACCCCCAGCUUCAAGGUCAGGUUCCAGCCCAAGGACUGCAAGAAGGAGCUCCUGCUGUGUCCCACUCCUGGCUGUGACGGCAGUGGACACAUCACAGGAAACUAUGCAUCCCAUCGCAGCCUUUCUGGUUGUCCUCUCGCUGAUAAGAGUCUGCGGUCCCUCAUGGCAGCACACACAGCCGAACUCAAAUGUCCGACUCUAGGAUGUGAUGGUUCAGGACAUAUCACCGGCAACUACGCAUCUCACAGAAGUUUGUCUGGGUGUCCACGGGCCAAAAAAAGUGGAAUGAAAACAACACCCCUCAAGGAUGACAAGGAGGAUUCGGAGCUCUUAAAAUGCCCAGUGCCGGGUUGCGACAGUCUGGGUCACAUCAGCGGGAAGUACGCCACUCACCGCAGUGCAUACGGCUGCCCGCUUGCUGCCAGGCGGCAGAAGGAAGGUUUACUGAACGGCUCUCCGUUCUCCUGGAAGGCAUUUAAGACUGAGGGUCCCACUUGCCCUACUCCUGGAUGCGAUGGUUCGGGUCACGCCAACGGCAGCUUCCUCACACACCGCAGUCUCUCUGGCUGCCCAAGAGCCUCCCUCAAUAAGAAGAAAGCCAAGUUCCCCGGAGAAGAGUAUCUCAGCACUAAGUUCAGAGCCAGCGACGUGUUAGAUAAUGAUGAAGAUAUCAAGCAACUCAAUAAAGAAAUUAAUGAACUUAGUGAAUCGAACAAUGAGAUGGAGGCAGACAUGGUCAACCUUCAAACACAGAUCACAUCCAUGGAGAAGAACCUGAAAAACAUCGAGCAGGAGAAUAAGAUUAUUGAGGAACAGAAUGAGGCUUUGUUCAUGGAGCUGUCUGGACUCAGUCAAGCUCUCAUACGCAGCCUGGCCAACAUUCGCCUGCCUCACAUGCAGGAGCCAAUCACAGAGCAGAAUUUCGAGAGCUACGUGAGCACCCUGACCGACAUGUACACCAAUAAAGACUGCUACCAGAAUCCAGAGAACAAGGCCCUUCUGGAGACCAUCAACAAGGCGGUGAAAGGCAUCAAGGUGUGACUGGAGAAGGGUCGCGGAGAGAAGAGCAUACAAAUGACACAAAAAGGGCAUUCAGGUUUUUUUGAUCAACAAUCUAAGCCUUCAACCCAGGGAGCAUUCUGUGAUGAGAUAUGAAAGAGGUAUAUAAUAUAUAUAUAGAUACUACUAUACGGACCAAAAUCCACAAGAGCUGCUGGAUUGGAAGGGGGGAGAGAAAGAACGGAACCAAAUCCUUCAGUUUAUUUACCAAGACUUAGUUUUUGUUAUUUCCAUGUGGAAAAAGCGCAAGAUGUUUUUGAAAAAGAAGGAAAGAGCUCCACAGCGUCCAUCUUAAGAUGUGAGGCCGAGGGGGAAGUUUGUGAGGACGCUGCUCUUCAAGAAAACAAGUGUGACGUUCCAAAUAAUGUGGGAUGCAUCGAAUGCAUAGAGCCCAGCCGGAACACACAUAUGCAGUAUUUCCUCGUCUUUCCUCCUUUUUCCCAAUGGCUUUUGAAUACAAGGUCAUGGGAACUUCACUUUUUCGAGUGAAAGUGCGUGUUCAACCAUAUCACAGCACUUCAAAUGCCAUUUGGUUGACUCUGUAAAUUUCAUCUGUUAAACACUAGCAUCGUUUUUAUUUAUUACUAUGGUUUGUUCUUUUGUUUUAAAGCUACGUGAAAGUGCACCGGCUUAAUCUCCUUUAUUUAUAGUACUUACACCAUAGGACCCAAUGUAGUCGUGUCUUUACAUAUGAACAAUGAGUUGCACUUCAUUUCAGUCAAUUCACCAUCGGAUAAGAUGAUGGAUUGGUACUGAUACAUAAAUUAUACGCAAUUUGUCCAGACUCUUACUGUAAUUUAUUUAUUUUUUGUUAUAAUUUAAUUUUAAAUUGUAUUAUUUAUUUGAUUUAUUUACGUAUUUAAAUAUUCACAGUGGGAAAAGUUAUCACAUCGAUAUUUGGAAAGAAAAAAACACUACUAAUUUUUUUUUACUCCUUUUUAUUUGACAAUAGAGAGUUUUUAAACAUUUUUUAAGUGCAAAUAUUUUUAACCUACAAUGUUUUGAUAUUUUUGUGAACUACUUGCUCUAUCUAUCUAUCUAUCUAUCGAUCGAUCUAUCUAUCUCUGCAUUUGUUUUUUUUUUUUUUGAAAUAUCCAAACUACAUCUGAGGGAGAAGUAUCAUCUCUAUUUAUUAUUUAUUUAAUAUUUAUGAAAUUAUAAACUGUGAUAUGGUUGUAAUGUAUAUUUAUUUUGUAACGUCUCUUGUGUGUUUGUGAAGUCUUGGUAGUCUUGAAGAACCUUUGGCGAUAUAUAAAAAUAAAGACAAAAAACAUGUUUGGACAAGAAAAUGAAAUAUUAUAAUUAUCGAGGGUUUUCCUUAUACCAGCAUUACUUCCUAUAGGAAUGUAAAGAGACGAAAGCAAUUCCAGUACUGUGGAACGUACGGCUUUGACUCAACAGGAAGAUGUUCAUAAGAGGAUGGAUCCUCUUGUGCUGUUUUUUCCCCUCAAGCUCUCCGUAGUGGCCAAAAACUGUCGCCCCUGAAAGACCCUUACGAAUCGCAAAUGGAUUAUUUUUGCCGUCUUGCUAAACUUUAAUCUUUAGAGACCUGUUGGACCAUGGGAAGCGGGUUGGCAUCCCAACCAUCUGGAAGGAAACUGUUGAACCACAAUGUCCUUACUCAACUAGUAUCAGACAAGCAUACACCCGUGUAGCCUUAUACUAGAUUUUUAUUUCUUCAAUGCACAAAGUGCCACUGACCAGUGCUUUCGUUAACGACUUCGCCCAUUCAGCGACCUCACUUCCCUCGGGUCAUGUGACCUACGUGGCAUAAGUGAGGGUUGUGACAGAUGCCUUUAUUCCUUUGCCGCGAUGGCCGUGUCUACACAGUAUAUUCAUUCUGUAUUUAAAAGAUAAAAGAAGACAAAAAAAUCUAUAUAGUAUAUAAACAUACAUAUAUUUUUUCAGUGUAGUUGUAACUCUUUUCUCUUAUGAUAGCUACAGAAACGAUAUCUUUCCAAAAGCUGUGAGUGCUACUGUCAAUAAAAAACUAAAUGACGUAUAAAAAAAAAAGAAAAUCUGAAGCAAAGACCCAGUUAACUGUGUCUGCGAUGUGUUUUAUAAAACGUAAACGUACAUUUCUAAAGCAAAGGAUAUGGGGAUGUUUGUAGAGUUUCCUAUUUUUCAGGCAUUUUCUGGUUUCAGAUUGUAUGUAUGUCAGCCACAUUAAUGGGACAAUGGUUUUAAGGUUAGUCUUAGUGACUGUAACUGUAGUGUGCUGAAAGUUCUCCUGUCUUUAGUAUGGUGUCGUACGGUGUCGUGGUGGGACAAGCCAGACAAGAAAUGUGUAAAAUACACAAUAACAUCUGUAUGAAUCAUAACAACCAAUUGUGAAUUGUGCCUCUAUUUUGCUAAUAGAGCGUGUGUACCAUUUUGCUAAAACGGUCCCCAUGCAGCAUCCAUGUUUUUCUUUGCUAUUAUAGCAGCAAUAUUGUGAUGGACCGAAAAAUGUGUGCACUAUUCCAAAUCACAAAACCUUGAAUGCCAGCUAUUGACCUUUUAGCCAAAAUGUUUCUCUUUUGUCUCUUUUUAUUUAUUUCAUUAGUUUGGUUAAACAUUACAAAUGGAUGUUGGCUGUUCAUUGCACCAAUAGAAUCGGGACUAAAUGUUUUAAACUUGUAUGUUCUUGUUGUUUAAUGUAAAACAUGUAUCCUGUGUGAAAUGCCCUUUGUAUUCACAGGGGUUACGGACAUUGCCAUGUUCAGUUUAACAUCGAGAGCCACUUUAUUACAUAUUUUGGCUUUGUGAACUUAACGAAAACCUCCCCAAUUUGCUGUAUUUAAAAAACUUGGAUCAAGUAACAGAAAGAUGUUUAGUGCAAGACAUUAGGUAUUCGCCCUCACACGAGAGAGCGAGCAGAUGCUGGAUGCAUAAAUCUUUGUCCGUUUUCAUAGAAACUGGACUCGCUCGCCUCGUUCUCUGUAACCUUUCCACUGGAAAGAUGUGUGAGUUGCAUUUCAAUAUCAGUCCACCGCUUAAAGAGGAAUCUUGAUGGUUUCAGUCUAUGACAUUACAGUUCUUCCUUCUAUUAAAUAUUAUAGAGAGAAUCUCAUCAUGUUA